GGGGAUGUGCGUCCGUGCGCUCACUGGCUGGCCUUACGCUGCUGCAUGUUAAAUUAGCUGGCUGCAGCCUUUCAGGGACACCUCUUGCGGACUGCUGGAGCCCACAGUGCAAUAAAUAUGGCAGCAGAGCUAUCCACUUCCAUAAACAUCAAUGAGCCCCGGUGGGACCAGAGCACAUUUGUGGGUCGUGCUAAGCAUUUCUUCACUGUCACAGACCCCAGGAAUAUCCUCCUCAGCAACGAACAACUAGCCCACGCACACAAAAUCAUCACUGACUACAGGAAAGGUGUAGUUUCCCCAGGACUGACAGAAGAUGAACUAUGGAGAGCCAAAUAUAUAUUUGAUUCAGCUUUCCACCCUGAUACUGGAGAGAAGAUGAUCCUGAUUGGCCGCAUGUCAGCACAGGUUCCAAUGAAUAUGACGAUCACUGGGUGCAUGAUGACAUUUUACAGGACUACUCCAGCUGUGUUGUUCUGGCAGUGGAUCAAUCAGUCUUUUAAUGCAAUAGUCAACUAUACCAACAGGAGUGGAGACGCUCCAAUCACAGUCAGUCAGCUUGGCACAGCUUAUGUGUCUGCCACCACAGGGGCAGUUGCCACCGCUCUAGGACUAAAUGCACUAACAAAGCACAUCUCACCUCUGAUUGGACGGUUUGUUCCAUUUGCUGCUGUAGCUGCUGCUAACUGUAUCAACAUCCCACUGAUGAGACAAAGAGAACUUAAACACGGCAUUCCUGUAACAGAUGAGAAUGACAACAGGUUAGGAGAGUCAACGAAAGCUGCACAACAGGCUAUCUCUCAGGUUGUGGUCUCCCGAAUCCUCAUGGCCUCUCCAGGAAUGGCCAUUCCCCCAUUUUUAAUGAACCAUUUGGAGAAGAAGGCCUUUCUGAAGAAGUUCCCAUGGAUGAGUGCACCUAUUCAAGUCAGCCUGGUCGGAUUCUGUUUGGUGUUUGCGACUCCUCUUUGCUGUGCACUGUUCCCUCAGAAAAGCUCCAUGUCAGUCAGCCGCUUGGAGCCGGAGCUGCAAGAGAAAAUCCGGGCCAACCACCCAGGAGUGGAGAGGGUGUACUUCAACAAAGGGCUAUGAGUGUGCACCCCCCCCCCCCCCAUCCAAACACUGCCAUAACACAGCUGCAGGCUCAGUCCUCGCCUCUCUGCCAGCCCUCCUCAUUCAGUGUGCCAAAGUUAAGUUUGUGUCUCCUCAUCUCCACCGUUCAGAUGGAUACUAGAGGACCCCCCUCUCUCAGUCAGUCUAUUUGUAAUGAGAUGUUUGCUUUUGUCAAUGUGAUUGCUGACUAUAUUGUAACUGCUAAGGAAGAAUUUCUCCAACUUGGGCGAAUGCAAAGCCUGAUUUAUUUCAUGAGAGAUGUAGUGGCCAUUGUAAGAUCGUUCAAAGUGGACAUUUUUUCUGUGCGGUAUUUUUUUGAGUUGGUGACUCGUCAACAUCAUAUCUGAUAUAGGUAGGAAGUUACUUAAUUCCAUACCUGCAUCACGGUUACUACAAUUAGACUUAAACAUCAAACAGCCCAAGACCUCUGCAGCUCAUGAAUUUGCCAAAUCUGUACUUUUAGACCUCUCACAACGAUUACAACCUCCUACACUUUAUCUCAAAGAAAUGCUUUCACUUUUACUCAGUUCAUUUUGCCAAAUGAAUGACAUUCAGCAGGCCUUUAGGCAUCUUCACAUCUAAUCACAAACCUAAAAACAGUUUUGCAGGGAUGCACCCUAUAAAAUGUGAUGCUAUAAUGGCAACAACCAUUGACGGGCCAACAAGGUGCUAUAUGAUGUCUUAAUAAUCAGUAUUAAUGUGCUAUUUAUUCUGCUUGCCAAACAUUUUAGAACAAACCACUCACUCCUCUCAUGAGCACCACGCUCCUCAACCAGCAUCUGCUUCAAAUAAAAGUCUUUUCUCUGUGUAUUUAUUCAUUACUAGGCUACAUGAAGGAGAGCCUACUGAUGUUGACAUAAUGGAUUAACAAUAGUUUUAAUGUUUCAGCAAAACAUAUUAAUUAUCACGUUCCUUAAACCCAACCUGUAAAAACCAAAUCCAGGAUUUUCGGAAUAUCUGAACACAAUGAUGCCACAACAAUAACUCAUUCAUGCCUUACACGUGUCUGACCUGUUUGGUAUCUGAAAGUAUAUCUAAAAUGUUUUACCAUUCCCACAGUGGACAUCUAAGUCAUUGUUUUCAAGGUGUUAUUAGGCAUUUUUUAAUACAUAGUUAGAACCUAUGGGGAUUUUUAGAUGCCAGUAUCAGGAUAAAAUAAGCCAAAUAGAUGUUAUUCAGAUAUUAUUUUUUAACUUCAAGAAGGAUACAUAGUUGGAUUCAUAUGACAAGUCCUGUUGGAAAAACUAAGACCUUUGUGGAUUUAACCUGGUGUGGGGACCUGACCGGAAACUCAGAAUGCUAGUUAAAGUUGACAGUCUUAUAUUUUUCUGUUGAAGUCAGAAGUAUGUACACUGUGUUACAUACGGUUACAUCAGCACACCCUAUUACUCAGCUCUUGUCUAGUGAGCUGAUAAAAUGUAUUUUUUGUACUAGUGCUGCAAAAAUGACAGACAAUAAUACUCCUCUGGUAUGUUUGGAUACAGUUGGUGUGAACUUCAACAAACAUUAAAAAGUAUUUCUAAAGACUUAUAAAACUGAAAGUCAGAUUUACAGCUACGAUACUUAACUGUGAAGAUGAAGUCUGGGCAGAUUUCAAGAGACUGAACAUCAAAUCUAUAGAAAAAAACUAAACAAAUGAAGUUGGUGGACUUGAAAUAUAUGACAAAGUAUAUAUACAGCAUUUAGCAAAUAUUUGAGCAAACAUUCUAAAUCUAUAAAAUCAUUACAUGCGCAGAAAUCAUUUAGUCCAGUUAGUAUAAAUGUUUACAAUUGAAAUUCUUACAUUUCACAAUCAUUGAUUUGAUUACAUAUUUGCAUAUUUUGCUCAUCAUGGUGUGUGAUUUUUGUAAAGUGUUUAAUGUUUAAUAUAAUGUAAACCUAUUAGCAUUUAUCACUGUAUAAGUAACUUUAUUUUAGAUCGUCAGUGUUUUAGAGAAAUGAGUUGGAGCUGUUUCCUACCUGGUGGAAGUGAAAACUAUUGUUCUAGUGUUUCAAAGUAUCUGAAUGUAGCAUCUUCAAAUUACAGCUGUUUACAGUUUGUCAGUACAGAAAAGCACAAUGUGGGAAGACCUUAAUGCUGCACAUUUUUAAAACUUGCUGAACGUGUUUAGAUUUCUGACUGCUCUACUUUUCAUUACAUCUUUGAAGUGAAGAUUUAUACAUCAGUGAAGGAAGUAGCAGAACAUUGAUGAUCAACCUUAAAUUUCUCGUCAGUGGGUAUUAUUUCUCCAACUGCAUGUAACAAGACCUUAUUCCUCUGAUGUAUUAAAAGUCUAAAAUUAAAUGCUUAACAUGUAACUCUCUAACAAGCCCUGAAUCUACCAAAUCAGAUCAGUCACUACAGCCAAAGUGAUGCAUUGUGGAAAUCAGUCAUUUACAGUUUUAAUUCAGUGAAAUAUCUGGGG
This is a messenger RNA of Sphaeramia orbicularis (orbiculate cardinalfish), 3512 nucleotides long. It is a transcript of the gene sfxn1, whose product is annotated as sideroflexin 1. Gene Ontology annotation, biological process: serine import into mitochondrion; monoatomic ion transport. The transcript has 11 exons. The record is from RefSeq and is a predicted model, not a curated record. Gene Ontology annotation, molecular function: monoatomic ion transmembrane transporter activity. NCBI's taxonomy places the organism in Eukaryota, Metazoa, Chordata, Actinopteri, Kurtiformes, Apogonidae. Gene Ontology annotation, cellular component: mitochondrial inner membrane. Bases 118 to 1086 code for a protein of 322 amino acids.